Molecule: messenger RNA, 1239 nt
Organism: Megachile rotundata (alfalfa leafcutting bee)
Lineage: Eukaryota; Metazoa; Arthropoda; Insecta; Hymenoptera; Megachilidae
Source: RefSeq, a predicted model, not a curated record
CUUACUUUUACUAGUAUUGUCUUUGUGUUUUAUACAAUUUAUGUAGAAUCUAGCUAUACAAGCAUUUCCUCGUAAGUGAAAUGUUGUUUUUAGGUCUUUAAGAAAUCUGAAACAUUCUCAAAGGUUAUUAAGGUCUUCAUUUAUUAAGGACUCUAUUUAAGGAUAACUUGAAGGAAAGUUGAAUUUGUGUCGUUAACGAAGAGUUAGUUAUUUUAUCAAACGUAGCGGUGUAAAGAAGUUGUUGAAGAGUUAGAAGAAUAAAAAGAAGCAAUCUAUGCUGCCGGCGAAGACCGAGGUCACGUUUUCCACUUUCAUCGACUUCCGUUUCCACGGACCUUCAGAAGUUGCUCUUGUUCUUCAGUGUGGGGAGCGCUUAACAGUGACAAGGUCGACAAACGUGUACAAGUAGAAGAAACGUUCUCCGUAGUGUUGUGUAUGGUCGAUCGAGCGGCUUUCACUUUUGCUACAACUGUUUGCGUUACGAGAGAAAACGAAUGAGGAUGGCUCUGAACAUUUUUACCUUACUCAUGAAUUUGCUCGUUUUAAUUUGUCUGGCCGCGAACACGCGUGCUUACGACCCAAACGACAAAUCGCUGAAGGACAUUCUACUUCCUGAGGGACAAUUCGAAGCGUUUUAUCUGAAGGGAUCGCAGGAGGAGGAACAAAAUGCGGUCAGACCACCGCAUCUUCAUGGAUCGUUUCACCAGUACAAGAAUCCCGCUCUUGUUGGAGCGCCCAACAGUGCUGCAUACGGUUUCCGUUUCGAUGGAAAGCGUCGUUUCAAUUACAAUUAAACUAUAAUGGGUUCUUUGAAGUCUAAUCGAUUCGCAAUAUCUCCUAUUAUAGAUUUAGAAACGUCUAACAAGUGAAAUGUAUUACAUAUAAGUAUAUGUAUGUUAACAUGGUUCUAUUUGUUAAGUAUCUUUCGGUGGUCAAACUAUAAAAAUUCUUUGAAACUAAGCAAAAUAGCAGAGGGAAUUGUAAAAUUAUAAUUGGAAAAGUUAAAGGUUUCAAUUUUGUAAGUCUUUGGAUGGUUAAAGUUGUACAACCCCUAAAUUUUUAUGGGGGUUCUUUUUUUGAAAGACCGCCAAAUUUAAAAACAGUAUUGUACUAUCUAGCGGUAAGAUGGACUAACUUUAUAAGUGGAUGAUUUCUACAGUAUUAUUUUUGGGUUUUUUGUCUUUUAGUAUCUAUAUCGAUGCAAGCUGUAAUACAAAUAAAAAUUGACUGUACUUUGUA